Molecule: messenger RNA, 1693 nt
Organism: Humulus lupulus (European hop)
Lineage: Eukaryota; Viridiplantae; Streptophyta; Magnoliopsida; Rosales; Cannabaceae
Exons: 11
Coding region: 46-1314 (422 amino acids)
Biological process (GO): protein N-linked glycosylation; dolichol-linked oligosaccharide biosynthetic process
Cellular component (GO): membrane
Molecular function (GO): UDP-N-acetylglucosamine-dolichyl-phosphate N-acetylglucosaminephosphotransferase activity
Source: RefSeq, a predicted model, not a curated record
AAGGUUUUGGAGAGAGAGAGAGAGAGAAAGAGAGAGAGACCCGCCAUGGCAACUCGGAGGAGAGCUUCACCAAGCUCAACCACAGAACCAGCACGGCCAACUGAGAACACAAAGAAUACACCCAAAGAACCCACUUCGAAUGAGUCUCUAAUUGCACCACCCAAAUCAGGUGUAAUCCUCUUGCUUUCACUUUUCUUCUUACUCCCUUACUUUUACCUGAUCUUCCACCAUUACAAGAUCGAGCGAGAGUUCAAGAAUUCCAUUUUGAUUAAUGCGGCCCUUAGCCUUCUCGGGUACUUCAUCACCGUUAAGUUGAUCCCUGUGGCUUCGAGAUACGUUCUCAGGGCCAAUCUCUUUGGUCGUGAUAUCAAUAAGAAGGGUACUCCUCAAGGCGAUGUCAAAGUGCCAGAGUCGUUGGGUGUUGUUGUUGGAACUGUUUUCUUGGUCUUGGCAGUCGCAUUUCAGUAUUUUUUUACAGUAGAUUCAGAUUGGCUUGUUGAGUACAAUGCAGCAUUAGCGUCCAUUUGUUUUAUGUUGUUUCUUGGAUUUCUUGAUGAUGUCCUUGAUCUACCUUGGAGGGUGAAAUUAAUACUACCAUCAUUUGCUGCUCUUGUUCUGCUUAUGGCCUAUGCUGGACAUACAACUAUAAUUGUUCCAAAGCCUUUUAUUCCAUACUUUGGACAGGAGGUUUUGCAUCUAGGGUGGAUAUAUAAACUAUACAUGUUCCUUUUGGCGGUCUUUUGUACUAACUCUAUCAAUAUACAUGCCGGUAUAAAUGGUCUUGAAGUCGGGCAGACAGUUGUCAUCUCAUCUGCUGUUGUAAUUCAUAAUAUCAUGCAAAUUGGGGCAUCUGCAGAUAUCGAGUAUAAGCAGGCACAUGUAUUCUCUAUUUUCCUUGUUCAACCACUACUCGCCACCUCCUUGGCUUUGCUCUCUUACAACUGGUAUCCUUCUUCAGUUUUUGUUGGAGAUACAUACACAUACUUUGCUGGAAUGACUAUGGCUGUAGCUGGGAUUUUAGGCCAUUUCAGUGAGACGCUCCUAAUUUUCUUUCUUCCUCAAGUUUUGAACUUCCUCUUAUCACUUCCUCAGCUUGCUGGCUUUAUUCCAUGUCCACGACACCGUCUACCUCGGUACGAUCCUACAACAGGACAACUGACUGGUACCAAAGACGGGACACUGGUUAACGUCUUUCUGAGGAUUUUUGGCAGCAUGACAGAGAAGUCGCUCUGCAUUUAUCUUCUUGUUUUCCAGGCUCUUGCAUGCUGCUUUUGCUUCCUCCUGAGGUACCUUCUCGCCGGUUGGUACAAAUAAGAGAGCAAGAACAGAAACAAGUUUAUAUAUCUUCAAUUCAGGCAAGCAUUAGAAAGAAGCUUAAUGAGCUAAGAUCAUUGCUUAUUGAGUAUUUUCUUCUUUACACAAUUCUUGGUGUUGAAAGAGCAGCUUAAUGCCUGGAAAAUAGAAAUGAUUUCUUAUUGAGAGGUGGAGAUUAUUUUAGAAUUUCAGAAGAAAUAAAACAAUUGAGAUACAUUGAGUUACGUUUAGAAUUUCAUUUUGACUAUUGAAGUUAAGAAAAGUUGAUGAGUAUUUAACCAUUUUGGAAUCUAGAAUGUGUCAAAACUUGAAAUCUACCAUGUACUUUUUCUAAUGUAACAAUGUAGUUAUGAAAUGAUUAUAGAUGAUUUUGCUUGUA